Molecule: messenger RNA, 448 nt
Organism: Passer domesticus (house sparrow)
Lineage: Eukaryota; Metazoa; Chordata; Aves; Passeriformes; Passeridae
Gene: RPS28
Product: ribosomal protein S28
Exons: 3
Coding region: 109-318 (69 amino acids)
Biological process (GO): translation; maturation of SSU-rRNA; ribosomal small subunit assembly
Cellular component (GO): cytosolic small ribosomal subunit; ribosome
Molecular function (GO): structural constituent of ribosome
Source: RefSeq, a predicted model, not a curated record
CGCGGGGGGCGCCGGGAGCGCGCGCGCGGAACGCUGGGUCUCGCGAGACUUGGAGCUAUAUAAGGCGACGCGGGGGUGGGCCGCCCCUUUCCGCGCCCCGGAGCCGCCAUGGACACGAGCCGCGUGCAGCCCAUCAAGCUGGCCAGGGUCACCAAGGUGCUGGGCCGGACCGGCUCCCAGGGGCAGUGCACUCAGGUGCGUGUGGAGUUCAUGGACGACACGAGCCGCUCCAUCAUCCGCAACGUGAAGGGGCCGGUGCGCGAGGGCGACGUUCUCACCCUGCUGGAGUCGGAGCGCGAGGCCCGGCGGCUGCGCUGAGCUGGACGCGGCCCCGCGGCUGCCGGAUCGUCCGUCGGGGGAUGGAGCCUGGCGCGGCUCGUUCGGCCGUGGGGCGCGGGUGGGGAGGAGCGUGGCGGCUGGGUCACUGCAAUAAAGGGUUUUUCCAGUA